AUGAAUACAAGUUUCUUCGCCAUUCUCUUUAUGUCUUUAACGAUUCAGUUGAUGAGUUAUGGAUUUGCGGGUUUAUUUUCAAAGCUCCUUGUAAAUUCUCCUUACAUGUGGUAUCCUUUUGUGUUAAGCGAUGUCUCGUUCUACAGGACAUUGCGAGAAGACGAGGAAUUUGUAAGGCCAAAAGGAGGAGUGACAAAGUUUCAGUUCUUCAUUAUAUCAAGUAUCAUAAGCUUUGCCUAUUAUAUGGUCCCAGGCUACUUUUUCCCUUCAAUUGCUGCUCUCUCUUUUGUUUGUUGGGUGUGGAAAGAUUCAGUCAUUGCGCAGCUUAUUGGCUCUGGUCGUAAUGGAUUUGGAAUGGGUUCUUUCACUCUGGAUUGGGCUUCAAUAUCAUUUAUUGGCCACCCAUUAAUCUUACCUUUGUCUACCAUCAUCAACAUGAUGGCUGGAUUCAUUUUGUUCUAUUAUGUUGUUACUCCAUUAGCAUAUUGGUUUAACUUAUACAACGCACAGCGAUUCCCAUUUUCGAGCACUACCUUUUACCAGUAUAAUGGUCAAGCUUAUAAUAUCUCGAGAAUCAUAAAUGAGCAAGACUUAACAUUCAAUCAAGAAAAAUACGAGAACUACUCCAAUAUUUACCUUGGUGUAGUUUAUCUCUUCUCCAUUGGUUUUGCCCUUGCAACUCUUUCUCAUUUUUGUCUAUUUCACGGAAGAGAAACAUGGAAGCAAUUUAAGCAAGCACUGAAUAAUAGUAGUAGAGCUGGAGAUAUCGAUAAUAGGCUAAUGAACAAGCACCCUCCUAGCAUCUUCUAUUUCUCUUGGAACAUGUUGGUGGAUACUUUCGAGCAUUGAGAACAUUUGUGAUCCUAAAAGAUUGCCAAAAGGUAGUCCUUGGACAUGCCCAGGCUUUAGAGCUAUAUAUGGCUCCACAGUCAUCUGGGGUGUUGUUGGUCCAAAUCGUGUAUUUUUUCCUAAUGGUUUAUACUCAAACCUCUAUUGGUUUCUGUUCUUUGGUUUCUUUGCAACUGUGUUUGUUUGGGUUUUGUUAAAGUCUUUCCCUCAAAAGAAAUGGCUCAAAUCUAUCAAUGUUCCUAAUAUAGUUUCUGCAAUGGUGUUUUGGCCUGUGGCUUCUGCUGCAAAUUACUGGAGUUGGUCUGCAGUUGAGAUUUUGUACAACGUUUUUGUGUACAGGAGGUACAAAAAUUGGUGGUCGACCUAUAAUUAUGUAUUGGCAAAUGCGCUUGACAUUGGCGUUGCUA
Carica papaya (papaya) is the source of this 1256-nucleotide messenger RNA. The record is from RefSeq and is a predicted model, not a curated record. Lineage: Eukaryota; Viridiplantae; Streptophyta; Magnoliopsida; Brassicales; Caricaceae.